This is a messenger RNA of Coregonus sp. 'balchen', 758 nucleotides long. NCBI's taxonomy places the organism in Eukaryota, Metazoa, Chordata, Actinopteri, Salmoniformes, Salmonidae. The record is from the annotation of a GenBank genome assembly.
AUGACAGAACUGAACAACAUCAAGAGCUCUCAGAAAAGUACAAUGGAAAAGAAGGUUUUCACUCUGCUGCAGAACUGUAGAGAGAACACAUAUGGUCUAUCAGAUGAGGCCCUCAGUGAAGAGUUUGAAAUCAUGUGGGAGAAAACUCUGUCUGAGAUACACUUCAAGGACUUCCUAAGCGAGAUGUUGCGCAAUAUGCCUUCUCAUGUUGAGGGAAAAUCUGUCAACAAGGAGCAGUCAUGUCAACAGUCUGUUGGUUGGAAACCAGACUGGUGGAUGUGGGAGAAAAGCCUUUGUUUGGAAUCAGAGUGUUGGUGGCGGCAAACUAAAAACAUAGUAAAGCACUGGAAUUCCGACCAUCACAGGAAACAACUACAAGACCUCUGUGAUGACAUCAUAACCACAGUGUCAGGAGUUUAUAACCCAGAGGGUGAAAAGCAAAACAGAUUACCAUGACACUCACAUCAAAGAACUGCUUAGAAUAAUUGACAAAACAUUGCUACAACACACACAAGUUAAAGCCCAGUGAGGAAUGUGAGGUUUCUCUCAAACAACACAUCUGUGGCAGAGCAGCCAGAGAGUUUCAGAAGAUGCAUGAUGAUUUCAUUGAAGUCAAUGACCCAAGGAAUUGUCUGGAUAAUUCUAAGAACAAGUACCUUACUGAGUUCAGAGACUUGUUUCAUGACCGAGACAAGUGCCAAAAGAAAGCUGAGGACUUCACAAAGCUCUGUUUGCAGCCAGCUGUACGGGACUUGUGA